Trematosphaeria pertusa is the source of this 1169-nucleotide messenger RNA. RefSeq lists its product as uncharacterized. NCBI's taxonomy places the organism in Eukaryota, Fungi, Ascomycota, Dothideomycetes, Pleosporales, Trematosphaeriaceae. The record is from RefSeq and is a predicted model, not a curated record. The transcript has a single exon. Bases 200 to 976 code for a protein of 258 amino acids.
UUAGUUCCCGCCAAAUCGUCCAAGGUUCCGGUUUGUCUCCAUGCGGCACAGCGCUUAUCCUUAGAGCGGUGGUUACCAACCUUCUUGCUCGCAGUGGACGUAACCUCAACUUCACUCCUCCACUCUCUCAAAUAAUCGCCUUCAGCCGCGCACAGAAGAAGUGCCCUCAACUCCAAUCUCCCCACCAACGCUUGCUAAAAUGGCCCAAUCAACCAUCCCCACCCUGCACAACCUCGCCCACUCGCAAGCAUUCCGCUGCCUCUGGGCUCUCGAGGAGAUCAAACUCGCCAACCCCGCUUUCCAAUACAAACUCGAAAACUACGCGCGCAUCGUAGGCCCGAACCCAGCCCUGAUCAAGCAUCAGCGAUUGGGUAAGUCGCCUAUCAUGACGCUCGAAACCCCGGACGGCUCGCCGCCCCCCACCAUGCGGAUCGAGCCCGGCGUGCUCACCGAGGCCCGUCUAAUCCUGCAAUUCCUCAACUCGGAGUACGGCAACCGCAUGUUCGACCCCCAGAGCGAAGCAGACGCGCGCCGCGACGCCUUCUUCCAGGAAUUCGCCGUCGCGACGGUCACCGUGAAGGUAGACUUCACCCUGCUGUUCGACAUCAUCCCGCAGUUUGCGCCGUUCCCCUUCAACUGGCUGCUCGGGCUGCUCACCUCGCCCAUCAUCAAGUACUGGCUCUCGGACCUGGAGCCCAUUUUCCAGCUCCUGGAGGACCACCUCAGCGAGGAGAAGCCGUGGUUUUCGGGCGAGAAGAUGGGGCUCGCAGAUAUGAAUAUGACGUUUGGCAUGGAUAUGGCGGAGCAGAGGGGGUACUUUAAGCCGGAAAAGUUUCCUAAAGUGAGUGCCUGGAUGGCGAGGAUCAGGGGGCGGGAGGCGUGGAAGAGGGCGCUGGAGAAGGGGUGUGGCUAUGAUCUGAAGACUUUUGGAAGGUAUGAGAAGGCGGACGGCUCUGGGAGGCCGAAAGUGGAUUAGCAUUUGAAUCCAGCAGAUGGCGUUGCUUUCGCUUCGGUCACUCUGGCCCGCCCGAGGACCUUUCACCUUUCAGACUUGUAAAGUGCACUAAGAAUGGAGGAAGGGAAGCAGGCAGAGGGUAUCAAAACAUAAUCGCUUUUGUACAGUUUGUAAGAUCAUUUCCUAAGUCCUGCAGCACUUGAGGUGCAAGUGG